Gadus chalcogrammus (walleye pollock) is the source of this 1059-nucleotide messenger RNA. Its product is annotated as rhodopsin-like. Bases 1 to 1059 code for a protein of 352 amino acids. Gene Ontology annotation, molecular function: G protein-coupled receptor activity. The transcript is spliced from 5 exons. Gene Ontology annotation, cellular component: photoreceptor outer segment; membrane. The record is from RefSeq and is a predicted model, not a curated record. NCBI's taxonomy places the organism in Eukaryota, Metazoa, Chordata, Actinopteri, Gadiformes, Gadidae. Gene Ontology annotation, biological process: visual perception; G protein-coupled receptor signaling pathway; phototransduction.
AUGAACGGCACAGAAGGGCCCAACUUCUACGUGCCCAUGUCCAACAAGACGGGGGUGGUGCGCAGCCCCUUCGAGCACCCCCAGUACUACCUGGCCGAGCCCUGGAAGUACUCGCUGGUGGCCGCCUACAUGCUCUUCCUCAUCGCCACCGCCUUCCCCGUCAACUUCCUGACGCUGUACGUGACGGUGAAGAACAAGAAGCUGCGGACGCCGCUCAACUACAUCCUGCUGAACCUGGCCGUGGCGGACCUCUUCAUGGUGGUGGGGGGCUUCACGGUCACGCUGUACACGGCGCUGCACGGCUACUUCGUCCUGGGCGUCGGCGGCUGCAACAUCGAAGGCUUCUUCGCCACCCUGGGAGGAGAGAUCGCCCUGUGGUCUCUGGUGGUGCUGGCCGUUGAGCGCUACGUCGUCGUCUGCAAGCCCAUGAGCAACUUCCGCUUCGAGGAGAAGCACGCCGUCGCGGGCCUGGCCUUCACCUGGGUCAUGGCGCUGACCUGCGCCGUCCCGCCCCUGUUAGGCUGGUCCCGGUACAUCCCAGAGGGCAUGCAGUGCUCCUGUGGGAUCGACUACUACACCCCCAAGCCUGAAAUCAACAACACGUCGUUUGUCAUCUACAUGUUCCUCCUCCACUUCCUCAUCCCGCUCUUCGUCAUCUUCUUCUGCUACGGCCGCCUGCUCUGCACCAUCCGAGCGGCUGCGGCCCUGCAGCAGGAGUCUGAAUCCACCCAGCGAGCGGAGAAGGAGGUGACCCGCAUGGUCAUCGUCAUGGUGAUCUCCUUCCUGGUGUGCUGGGUGCCCUACGCCACCGUGGCCUGGUACAUCUUCAUCAACCAGGGGGCCGAGUUCGGACCAGUGUUCAUGACCGCGCCCGCAUUCUUCGCCAAGAGCGCCGCCCUCUAUAACCCCGUCAUCUACAUCUUGCUCAACAGACAGUUCAGGAACUGCAUGCUCACCACGGUAUGCUGCGGCAGGAACCCGUUCAGAGAGGAGGACACUGGGCUCAGCUCCAAAACCCAGUCCUCCACCAUCUCUACCAGCCAGGUGGCCCCGGCUUGA